Messenger RNA from Parathielavia appendiculata, 735 nucleotides. RefSeq lists its product as uncharacterized. The record is from RefSeq and is a predicted model, not a curated record. The transcript has a single exon. Lineage: Eukaryota; Fungi; Ascomycota; Sordariomycetes; Sordariales; Chaetomiaceae. The coding region runs from base 1 to 735 and encodes 244 amino acids.
AUGCCCGCACCAGCACCCGCACCUUCACCCGACCCGGACGACAACAACCCUGCCACCUCCACCUCCCCGUCCGCCGUCGUCGCGCUCCACAGACUCCUCCCUCGGCAGCAGCAGCAGCAAAGCACCACCACCAUCCCGGCGCACUACGGCUCCCUUUACUCGGGCCCGGACCCGGGCACGGUAGCGGGCAUCACGCUGGGGUCCGUGGCGGGCUUCAUCCUCCUGCUUUGGCUGCUCUACACGUGCAUCAACCUCGGCAACCCCAGCAGCGGCGCCACCAACGAGACAUCGACCGUCGUCACCGAAGGCACGGCCUCGGUCUACACGCGCCGGAGCCGCCGCGACCGCCGCGCCAGUAGGCGUGGGCGCGAGGAGAUGGUGGAGAUACGGCGUUCGCGAGGAGGAGGCGGCGGGAGGAUCAUUGUCGAGGAGUCUGUUCUUUCUUCUGCCGGGCCGCCGCCGCCGUCGUCGUCGGAGUUGGAUGCGCGGGUGAUUGUUGAGGAGCGGAGAAGGAGCGUCAGUCGGCCGAGGAUGAGCAGGCCGCCGCCGCCGCCGAGAGAUGACGACGAUGAGGUGGUGGUGAUUGAGGAGCAUAGCCCGCCGAGGAGGCACAGGAGUCGGGUGAGGAGCGUCGAGAGAAGGUCGAGCGGGUAUAGGGAAGUAGACCCGGAUCGGUUUGCGGGAGGGGACGCGACGUUUAUCGAGGUUAGGCGGUCGGGGAGUCACCGGCGGUGA